Messenger RNA from Sphenostylis stenocarpa, 612 nucleotides. Lineage: Eukaryota; Viridiplantae; Streptophyta; Magnoliopsida; Fabales; Fabaceae. The record is from the annotation of a GenBank genome assembly.
AUGCAAGUCCCCGAUAACGCCGAAUCCACCGUUCCAAAAAAUUCUCCAAGGCUAGCUGGAACAGUUAACUGGGGCACAGCAACUGUCAUUGGAGUUUUUUCAGGCAUGAUAUAUGGUGGUAGCAAAGAGGCAGCUGCUUCUGUUAGCAAGGAUGCUGAAGUUAUGUUGAAACUUGGGAGCACUGAAGACAAACGUGAGCAAUAUCGAUUGAUGAGAGAUGCAAUGGAGAAACGAUUCAUUCGAGUUACACGGGGCUCAAUAGUUGGAGGGAUACGCCUUGGAAUGUUCACUGCUGCAUUUUACAACAUACAAAAUCUGCUUGCAGAGCAGAGAGGUGUUCAUGAUGUUUUUAAUGUUGUUGGAGCUGGAUCAGCAACUGCUUCAGCUUUUGGCUUAAUCUUGCCUGGAACACUCCGUUGGCGAGCAAGGAAUAUGGCUCUAGGGUCGGUGCUGGGAGCUGCAUUUUGCUUUCCUCUUGGUUGGAUCCAUCUGAAGCUGGUACAAAUGGCUAAUGAAGCGAGUCAGGCAGCACAUCCACCUUCAGGUCAGAGCGAAGUAAAGAGUGGGGUUAGUGCUGCAAUUGAGAGGCUCGAAGGAAAUUUAAGUAAAUGA